GGGGGACGCAGAGGGGUCAGGAAAGCUCCCCCGAGGUCGGGCCGUCGGUCUGAUCGCGGGUCCAUCCGUCCUGCCGUCUGCCAACAGCCGCCUCCGCGGAGAAUGGGGGAACAAAGGGAGGGGGCGGUUCUGCAAACCCCGGAGGGAAUCCAGGGUCCCAGGUGCUCUGCCCCGCCCGCUGACACUUUCGGUUUUUCCCCGAGUCAGAGGCGCCGCCCGAGAGACCCUGGGCGGGCGCCGGGCGCAGCCGCCUCUCCGCGUUUGCCUGUGCGUCUUUGUGUCUGUCUGUGUCUGUCAGGCUGUCCCCGAGCUUGGCUCCACUUCUAGAACCAAGCUUCCGGCAGAGCGACAACCCGCGGACCUCAUCCCUUCCCUAUGGCAGGAUACUUGCCCCCCGCAGGCUACGCCCCUUCGCCCCCUCCUCCCUACCCGGUGACCGCUGGGUACCCGGAGCAGGUGCAGCAUCCCGGGCCCGGACCGCUCCGCCCCCUCCACUGUGGCUGCAGCUGCUGCCCGUGCGGCCUCCAGGAGAUGGAAGUGCAGUCGCCACACCAGGCACCACCAUUGGCCAUGGUGCAGACCUGGCAUCCCUUCCUCCCCAAGUUCUCCAUUCAGGACGCGGACCGCCACACCAUCCUGCGAGUGGUGGGGCCCUGCUGGACCUGCGGCUGUGGCUCUGACACCAACUUUCAGGUGAAGACCCCGGAUGAGUCCCGCAGUGUUGGCCGCAUCAGCAAGCAGUGGGGCGGGCUGCUCCAGGAAGCGCUCACGGACGCGGACGACUUUGGCUUGCAGUUCCCGCUGGAUCUGGAUGUGAGAGUGAAGGCCGUGCUGCUGGGAGCCACGUUCCUCAUUGACUACAUGUUCUUCGAGAAGCGAGGAGGCACUGGGCCCUCUGCCAUCACCACUUAGACGGCAUCUCAGGGUGAGGACCAGCAUCUCAGCCAGAACUCAAGAUGGUCACCUGGCCUGGCCCGGCCCCUCCUCAGAGGCAGCCCCUUUCCUCCAUGUUCACUGCAGAGGACAGACAGGGAUGCCUAAGAGGCUGGGGCCAUCGUGCCCCAUCCCUACCCUCCUCCCCUG
This is a messenger RNA of Myotis davidii, 1083 nucleotides long. It is a transcript of the gene PLSCR3, whose product is annotated as phospholipid scramblase 3. Gene Ontology annotation, biological process: plasma membrane phospholipid scrambling. Gene Ontology annotation, molecular function: phospholipid scramblase activity. The coding region runs from base 376 to 912 and encodes 178 amino acids. The transcript is spliced from 6 exons. The record is from RefSeq and is a predicted model, not a curated record. Lineage: Eukaryota; Metazoa; Chordata; Mammalia; Chiroptera; Vespertilionidae. Gene Ontology annotation, cellular component: plasma membrane.